ACCAACAACCUCAUUUUUUAAAAUUCAAUUUCAAAUUUUCAUGAUUUUUAAAAAAAAAUGUUGCUCCUGUUAUUGUGUGCGUUUCACUCACUUUGACCUUAUGACCCCUUGUGUGUGGAUGACUGACAUCUCUUCCUCUUCCUCUUCCUCUUCCUCUCCCCAGGCCGACAUGUUGAAGCCCGGUGACCCGAGCGGCUCGGCCUUCCUGAAGGUGGACCCGUCGUACCUGCAGCACUGGCAGCAGCUCUUCCCUCAGGCUCAGCUGAAGGUUCCUCUGGUUCCUCCUCAUCAGCCGCACCAGCCCGAGCGCCUCUCCAUCCCCGUGGACGGCCUGCACCCUUCCCGUCUCCACAGCCACCUCCUGGCCUCCUCGCACUGCACCUCCACCUCUGCUUCGUCCUCCUCCUCUACGCCCUCUUCGGCGGCGGCGUCUUCUUCUUCGGCGGCUCUCACUCCAUCCUCCUCAAUUUCUGUCUCCACAGGGCUCUCCCAGUUGCCCGUAUCCCAGCAGAUCGCACUUUUCGGGCAGGCGUUGGCCCCAGUUUGUGCAGGACCCGGAGGUGGAGGAGGACCAGGAGGAGGAGGAGGAGGAGGAGGAGAUCUGGUGGUUGUCAUCCCGCCGGAGAAUCAGCCGGGUCAUCACAACCUGGCGGCGGGACUCCUGCACCAGGACAAAGAGCAGGGCUGUGGAGGGGUGGGAGUGGUGUCAUCCAGCGUGAAGAUCGGCAGGAGCAGCGGAGGAGGAGGAGGAGGAGGAGGAGGUGAUGAAGGAGGAAAGGGGGCUACAGCCAGGUUCAAGUUGACGCCGGAGGAGCUGGACUACUACCUUUACGGACAACAGAGGAUGGAGAUCAUCCCAGUGAGCACCCACACGGGGGAGAUCAACAACCGUUGCGACAUGUGUGCGGACAACAGGAACGGUGAGUGCCCGAUGCACGGUCCUCUCCACUCCCUGCGUCGACUGGUCGGCACGAGCGGCUCCGCCGCGCCGGUCACUCUGCCGGACGUCCCUGAUUGGCUGAGAGACCUGCCGAGAGAGGUUUGUCUGUGCACCAGCACGGUUCCCGGACUGGGCUACGGGAUCUGUGCGGCCCAGAGGAUUCCUCAGGGAACCUGGAUCGGACCCUUCCAGGGCGUCCCCCUGCUGCUGGACAAACUGCAGUCCGGAGCCGUGAGGAACACGCGCCACAUGUGGGAGAUCUACGACGCUGAGGGGACGUUACAGCAUUUCAUCGAUGGAAAUGAUCCCAGUAAAUCCAGCUGGAUGAGGUACAUCCGUUGUGCCCGACACUGCGGGGAGCAGAACAUGAUGGUGGUGCAGUACAGGUCCUGUAUCUUCUACAGAGCCUGCAUGGACAUCCCCAGAGGGACAGAGCUGCUGGUUUGGUACAACGACUCCUACACUUCCUUCUUCGGCAUCCCGCUCCAGUGCAUCGCGCAGGACGAAAACUUAAACGUCCCGGCCACCGUGGUGGAGAUCAUGUCCAGACAGGAGUCCUUCCAACCUUUCGGCAAGAACGGCAAACCCUCCUCCUCCUCCUCUUCCUCCUCCUCUUCCUCCUCGGCCGCCUCCACUCCCUCCACCACGCUCCUGCGGUCCAUGGUCUUCCCCCACUCCCCCUGCCCCAGGAGCUUCCCCCUGUUGGACAAGGUGGGGAUGCAGUCGGACUCGGGCUACGGCCAGUUGGGGCUGAAGAACCAGCGCGUUCUGGCGAGUCCGACCUCGACCAGCCAGCUGAGCAGCGAGUUCAGCGACUGGCACCUGUGGAAGUGCGGGCAGUGCUUCAAGACCUUCACCCAGAGAAUCCUGUUACAGAUGCACGUGUGUCCACAGAACCCUGACAGACCGUACCAGUGCGGCCACUGCUCCCAGUCCUUCUCGCAGCCGUCAGAGUUGAGGAACCACGUGGUGACGCACUCCAGCGACCGACCCUUCAAAUGUGGGUACUGCGGCCGGGCGUUCGCCGGAGCGACGACGCUCAACAACCACAUCCGCACACACACCGGAGAGAAGCCGUUCAAGUGCGAGCGUUGUGACCGCAGCUUCACACAGGCCACGCAGCUGAGUCGCCAUCAGCGACUUCCCAACGAGUGCAAACCGGUCAAUGAAAGCAGCGAGUCCAUCGAGGUGGAUUAACGUCGAGCAGCGGAGACGCAUCCACAUUACGACAGAUUAGUCUGAGGGUUCAGCGACGCGACGGUCCACGUUGUUGCAGCUCAGGCUACAGCCACACUACAGUUGUACUACAGUUAUACU
Cynoglossus semilaevis (tongue sole) is the source of this 2257-nucleotide messenger RNA. It is a transcript of the gene prdm6, whose product is annotated as PR domain containing 6. Bases 41 to 2137 code for a protein of 698 amino acids. Lineage: Eukaryota; Metazoa; Chordata; Actinopteri; Pleuronectiformes; Cynoglossidae. The transcript has 8 exons. The record is from RefSeq and is a predicted model, not a curated record. Gene Ontology annotation, biological process: regulation of gene expression. Gene Ontology annotation, cellular component: nucleus. Gene Ontology annotation, molecular function: protein binding; histone methyltransferase activity.